This is a messenger RNA of Halteromyces radiatus, 1509 nucleotides long. RefSeq lists its product as uncharacterized. Gene Ontology annotation, biological process: regulation of ARF protein signal transduction. The transcript has 6 exons. The record is from RefSeq and is a predicted model, not a curated record. Bases 1 to 1509 code for a protein of 502 amino acids. NCBI's taxonomy places the organism in Eukaryota, Fungi, Mucoromycota, Mucoromycetes, Mucorales, Cunninghamellaceae. Gene Ontology annotation, molecular function: guanyl-nucleotide exchange factor activity.
AUGGCUCAUUUUGAUUUUAAAGAUCAGCGAUUGGAUCAAGCAUUUCGAACUUUAUGUGGCAAACUUUAUUUCAAGGCAGAAGCACAACAAUUGGAUCGUAUCAUUGAAGUAUUUGCAAAACGAUAUUGGGAAUGUAAUUCAACAGAAUUAUACCAUAGUGCUGAUGUUGUUUAUGCUAUAGCAUACUCUUUACUGUUAUUAAAUACAGAUCUCCAUGCGGCACAUCAACAUCAUCAAAAGAUGAAAAGAGCAAGAUUUGUCAAAAACACUAUGGAAACUAUUACAGCACUCAUCUCUUCUACUUCAGAACUCGUGAACAAUUUGGAUUCGAUACGUAAUAGUCAACAGCAACCACCGAGACUGAAAUCAUUACCACUGCAGCAUUUAAGAAAAUCGAAAUCACAUCACAGUCUGUCAUUGGCACCGGUAUCCUUGAAGACACUUGUGUUCUGGCGCAACAGGAACAAUCACAACAACAAUAAUACUGAUCAACAAGAAUUUUGGACAAAAGAACAAAAACGAUGGUUACUCAAUAUCGAACAAUUGUUAAAGGAAAUGUAUACAUCCAUCAAAUCCAAAGAAAUAAUUCAGCCUACCUACGAUCAUCCAGAAACAAAAGGUGACCGAAGGUAUUCUCUCGAAAACGAAACAAGGAAGACAACGAUUAUUCGACGCAAGCGAGGACAAAGCGCACCACCGACGUCCGGAUCACUACCCCCUCUACCGUCUAUUCAAUUGCGCAGUCACCAACAAAACGACGCCGUAACAAGCAUACAACCAAGGACAUUGGAAGGAUGGGUGAUGCGUAAACAACUGAUGAAAGGAGCAUGUCAAAAAGCAAAACAACGCUACUGGAAACGAUGUUACUUGAAAAUUGACAAUGGAAAGGUAUCUAUGCGACAAGUGAAUGAUUGGAUUUUACCUGCACAACACCUGAUGUACCAAUUGACACGACAUCAAAACAAUGGACCAUGGCCACUUAGACGGAAAUCUACCUCUUCACAGGAUGAAGAGCUACAAGAUCGUACUGAUCAUCGUCAUCUCUCUUUGGGCAAGGAUCUCAAACACAGUUUAUCUAGUUUAUUACCACCACCAGGCUGGCAUGGAGAAAGAACACAUGUAUUUUGUUUACAAUUGACGGAUGGCAUCAGUUGGUUAUUUCAAGUGGAAUCGCAUGAAAAAGGCAAGUUAUGGACGGACGUGCUGAAUCAUUGGGCAGCGUUACACAGCAAGGAACCAUUACAGGGUGCAGUGACUAAUGUGGAUUAUGGUUGGCAACAUCAUUCAACAAACGAUCGACUUGCGUCUUGGGAAAUCCCUCUCUCUUGUAUGAUUCAAAGCCAGCAAUCAAGGAAAGAUCAAUUGGAUUCUAUUCUUGCUUAUCUUGAAAAGUUACAUAUACAAGUGGAAGAUCAUAGGAAUUUACGUGAAUUGGUAGAAAAAAGGGUAAUAAAUCUUAUUAUCAAAAUAAUCCCAUUUUUACUCAUUUAUUAUUUUAUAUAUCCUUAG